AUGUCAUUGGAAGAGAAAACGGAAAAGAAGCCUUCUGAAACGGAUACUAAAGUAACACCCUCUUCAUUGAAUCGAGAUUCAGAAGUUGACAACCUAGAUGAUUUGGAUGAUUUGGAUGAUUUAUUGGACGAUUUUGCGGACGAUGUGUUGAGUAAGCCACCAGGAUCUGCAGCUGCUGAGGGUACCAAAGAGAAGACAUCUUCUGAAACAAGCCCAUUCAACACUAACAUAGAGGAUUUGGUAAAGGAUUUGAAUAUUGAAGAUCCUGAUACGAAGAAACAGUUUGAACAUUUAGUCAAGCAAUUUGAAAAUGAACACAAGGAUGAUGUUGAUAAGCUUGACCAAAAUCCAGAUUUUGAUUCUGUAAUGAAGGAUACGAUACAAAGAAUGAAAAAGUCAGGAAAAGACAUCGAUGAACAAUUGAAAGAGGACCCUGCAGGCACUAAUCCAGAGGAUAUGCUUUCUCAGCUCUUAUCGGGACUUGGUGGAUCUGGAGGAGGUGAUAUGGAUAUGUCUAAACUUCUUGUAGAUAUGUUAGAGCAAUUAUCCUCUAAAGAGGUUUUAUAUGAGCCCAUGAAAGAUCUCAGUUCAAAGUUUCCAGAUUAUUUGGAGGAGAAGAAAGAAACUCUUUCUGCAGAUCAACACGAUAACUAUAAGAAGCAAUAUGAGAUCUCGAAACAAAUUGUGGCGAUUUUCGAGGAACCAGAGUAUAACGACGAUGAUAGUAAGAAGAGAGAGACUGUGAACUCAUUGCUUGAAGAGUUACAAGAAUUGGGUCAGCCUCCGACGGAGCUUGUUGGAGACGCCGGAGACUUCCCUGGAUUGGGAGGAUUGGGGGGAUUAGGAUCCGGCGGUGGAGCAAACGAUUUUGACUUUAGCGAUAAAGAUAUACCUAAGGAUCUCGAAAAAGAGCUUGAAGAAGGUUGCAAACAAACAUAG
Molecule: messenger RNA, 939 nt
Organism: Priceomyces carsonii
Lineage: Eukaryota; Fungi; Ascomycota; Pichiomycetes; Serinales; Debaryomycetaceae
Gene: PEX19
Product: Pex19p
Exons: 1
Coding region: 1-939 (312 amino acids)
Biological process (GO): protein import into peroxisome membrane
Cellular component (GO): peroxisomal membrane; peroxisome
Source: RefSeq, a predicted model, not a curated record